UUGAUGCGUCUAAGAAUAGAUUGAUAAGUAUAUACUUUGUACAAAAUCGACAAAGAAGAUCGAAACGAUAUGAGUUUGUUUUUGAAUUUUUUUUAAAUUUCAGUAAGAAAAUUUGAUAUAUUUUAGGUAUCUGAAAUGAAUCCAAAUGCUGAAUUAAUAUUACCAUCAUGUCCAAUGUGUCAACAAGAAUUGAAUUGGCCAUUAUUAGCUGUAUCAAAAGGAUUUUGUGAAGGUACAAUGAUCAAAGGCAGGCAACCAACAACAUCAAUAGUAGAUUUAAUAUCAAAUAAAAUAACACAACACAACUUGCGUGAUGCACAUUCACCAAAAUUAUAUUAUCCAGCAGUUGGAUUAAAAUUAGAAGAAUUAGUUAGACGUUUUCAAAUUGCUUAUCGUUUAAUAACAAAUAGAAAAUUUCGUUCAAUAUUAUUAUCUGUUCCAUUAUUUAAUGUUGAAUCGCGUCAAUUUAUUCUUGAAAGUCAACGAUUAAUUUAA
This is a messenger RNA of Rotaria sp. Silwood2, 495 nucleotides long. NCBI's taxonomy places the organism in Eukaryota, Metazoa, Rotifera, Eurotatoria, Philodinida, Philodinidae. The record is from the annotation of a GenBank genome assembly.